Messenger RNA from Cylicostephanus goldi, 417 nucleotides. NCBI's taxonomy places the organism in Eukaryota, Metazoa, Nematoda, Chromadorea, Rhabditida, Strongylidae. The record is from the annotation of a GenBank genome assembly.
AUGGCUUUCGAAUCUGUGCGCUUCUUUGCUAUGCGUUACCUAUAUCUCGUGACACCGACAGAGAAACGUCCUGAGUCUUGUCAGUUGCUUGGUGAAUACAUGGAGGCGCUGCAGCAAAACUUCAAAGCUGCUUUUGCAUUGUUCAAGCAAAAUUGCGAAGAAAGAAAGUAUCCGCAAAGCUGCUUCAAAUAUGGCAUGUAUCUUCUGGCUGGCAGAGAAUGUACGCCUGACUUGACAAAAAUGAUUGAGCCAAUGCAGAUCGCUUGUGAUGGGAACAUAAAGCAAGGUUGCAGGUAUCUGUCGUUGGUUCAUUGGAAUGGUGAAAAACAUCGACCUGCUGAUUCCAAGAAGGCUGAACAAUAUAUGAAGAGAGCUUGUGAAUUAGAGGAUGGCGAAGCUUGUUGGUUGCUCAGCACA